Molecule: messenger RNA, 1623 nt
Organism: Larimichthys crocea (large yellow croaker)
Lineage: Eukaryota; Metazoa; Chordata; Actinopteri; Sciaenidae
Gene: pudp
Product: pseudouridine 5'-phosphatase
Exons: 4
Coding region: 251-946 (231 amino acids)
Molecular function (GO): phosphatase activity
Source: RefSeq, a predicted model, not a curated record
AGCCAUUGCGCCGGGACGACUAAAAAGAAACCCUGAGCAGUCUGAAUGACUAUUUCAUACAAAAACCUUUCAUUUAUGGGCAGUUUCAUGUGAAGCACGUAUGGAAAUGAUAUAAACGGCAUCGUUUGUGCUUAUUAUCGGAGCAUUAGUCGACUUUAGCUGCGUUUUUAGGCUCGUUUUAGACUUGUGUUACUUUUUAGUCGUCCUCCUGCCGCCCUGCUUGACGCGGAGCCACAGUGAAGAGCGAAACAUGUCCGUGCCGAGCAGUCUCCUCCAGCCUGUGAGCCAUGUGCUCUUCGACAUGGACGGACUGCUGCUAGACACAGAGCGACUGUACACGGUGUCCUUCCAGGAAAUAUGUGACCGCUUUGGAAAGCGGUACACAUGGGACGUGAAGUCGUCAGUGAUGGGUAAAAAUGCUCUGAGCGCUUGCCAGAUUAUUCGGGAUGCUCUGGAGCUUCCCAUGACAGCUGAGGAGCUCCUUGCUGAAACCAGGCAAAUACAAGAAAGGAUCUUUCCCUCUGCCAAACUCAUGCCAGGUGUGGAGAAACUGGUGAACCAUCUGAAGAAACACAACAUCCCCAUUGCAGUGGCGACCAGCUCAGCUGGUGUGACGUUCAAGUUAAAGACGAGCCAACACAAAGACUUCUUCAGUCUGUUCGACCACAUUGUUCUGGGUGACGACCCCGAGGUGAAGAACAGCAAACCUCAACCUGACUCUUUCCUGGUCUGUGCUGGUAGAUUCAGCCCUCCUGCUCCUCCAGGGAAGUGCCUGGUGUUUGAAGACGCUCCCAACGGUGUGAAGGCGGCGCUGGCUGCAGGGAUGCAGGUGGUGAUGAUUCCCGAUGAAAACAUGGACCCGAGCCUAACCCAGGAGGCCACACUGCGACUCAGGAGCAUGGAGGAGUUUGAGCCGCAGCUCUUUGGCCUGCCGGCAUUUGACUGAGCCAGAAAUCAAACCCAAAGCCACAGAGCGUAAUUCAAUCUCUGUGUCCGUCUCCACUGUCAUCCUUCGAAAGAGAAACGAUUAUGAUAGAGUGAGAAACCAAGCUGAUUGUUUUCAUGGAUGCUGUAACAUGAUGUGGGUGAAUAUUGACGUUUUGUUGGUGCCAGUUAAUGAACUCUUCUUGAUCAUCAUUGGAUCUGACAUCAUCUUCUCUUUACUCCUUUUCGAAAGCCGCGUAUCCAGACACGUAGAUAGUCGACAUUUCUAGAUAUUGGUGUUCCAAACAUCUGCCACCAUCCUGACACAAGGGUGGUGAAAAAUGACACUGCUAUUGAGGUAUUUGUUUGUAUUGCUAUGAAUAUCACUAAAAAUAUUUGCCUUCAUGGUACUGAGCCGAAGAAGAUCAUUUCCUUAAAGGUUCCACAGGUGGCAGUAACACACCAAAUAUACAGCAACAACGUCAGUGAAAAAGAAGUAAACAUGGAUGUAAAGAAUGCAGGAUUUAUAAUAUUAAAGAUGUUUUAUGAGGCAGAAACAUAACUCUGAAACUCCACAGAGCACCUUUAACUCCCAAUAUGAAGCCUCAUAUCCUGUACUGUCAUUGGUUAUCCUGCACUGUCAAUCAUAGGCGUGCAUUUCUACAUUAAUGAAGUAAAUAAAUAAAACAAGUGCCGUUA